Molecule: messenger RNA, 1409 nt
Organism: Grus americana (Whooping crane)
Lineage: Eukaryota; Metazoa; Chordata; Aves; Gruiformes; Gruidae
Gene: SFT2D1
Product: SFT2 domain containing 1
Exons: 8
Coding region: 168-647 (159 amino acids)
Biological process (GO): vesicle-mediated transport
Cellular component (GO): membrane
Source: RefSeq, a predicted model, not a curated record
GCGGGAUCUCGCCGCGGCUUAGCGUUCAACCGCAGCUCUGCCCACCGUCAGGGGGCGAAGUCUGUGGGUGUGUGUGACUUCCGGGUGGGCCCGCGGCCCGGUAGGGGAGUGCGGUUUCGUCCCGUCAGGUGCGGCUCGGCCCGCCUCGGUCCUGCCCGAGCGACGGCAUGGAGAAGCUGCGGCGGGUGCUGACCGGGCAGGACGACGAGGAGCAGGGACUGACGGCGCAGGUCCUCGAUGCCUCAACACUCAGCUAUGGUACUCGACUCAGAUGGUUUGCCAUAUGUUUUGUUGCUGGCAUUGUGUGUUCUAUUCUUGGAACAGCAUUGCUAUGGCUCCCAAAGGGGAUCAAACUUUUUGCAGUGUUUUACACCCUGGGAAAUAUUGCCGCGUUAGCCAGUACCUGUUUCCUGAUGGGGCCACUGAAGCAAUUGAAAGCAAUGUUUGAGCCAAAAAGAUUAAUAGCCACAGUUGUGAUGUUGCUUUUCCUAGUAUUGACUCUGUGUGCUGUAUUCUGGUGGAACAAAAAGGGUUUGGCGGUGUUAUUCUGCAUAUUGCAGUUCUUGGCAAUGACCUGGUAUAGUCUGUCAUAUAUUCCUUUUGCAAGGGAUGCUGUGAUUAAAUGCUUCUCAUCCUGUCUAGGGUAAAUUAAACACAGGAACCACUGUAUGCUUUAAAAGCCAACUUUUAUUCCUCUGUGAAGUUUGCUUGGAAGACUAUACUUUUCCACUCAUGAAAUACCCAGUAACAACUUAGUAUUUUCCUUGCCUUUUGCAUUUGGGGGAUUAAAUAAUUUUUACUAGAAGCAGUUUUAAAAAUAAAUUGGGCGAACUGUUUGUGUUCACCCUGGAACUUUUAGGCUUUUUUUUUUUAAACAAAAAAGUGCAUUUAAGUACUUUGUGCAGAGUAGUCUUAAAACUACCUUGCAUCCAGCAACAGUUUAUUCCCCAGUGGAGGCAAGCCACUAAGAUCUGGGUAGUAUGCAUAAAGAUUUCAUUUACAGUUCUUUCUAAAAUUUGCAAUGUGCCAUUUAUGUUUGUGUAUUAUUCACUGUAUGCUUUUCCAAAGAAAGAGUUUUAUAAACGUUGUAAAGAUUUGAUAAGUUAUAAUUAACUUCUCCUUUGAAAUGUCUAUACUUGUGCCUUAUGGAAAAAGCUUAAUAAGAAUAUGUGAAAGGUCUGUUGAAAGCUUGUUGGGUUUUAUUAAAAAGAUGUAUUUUAAAUGAUAAUUUUUUUACUUUCAUACUUAAAUACUUUUUACUAAAAGAACUUAUGGCUAAUGUAUAAAUCAGAUUGUGAAAUAAAUUAGUUUUAAAAGUGCCUAAACUAUUUUUUAUUUAGGAAUCUGCUAGAGGGUUGAAAAUUUCAGCAUUACACUUGAAUAAAUAGAAAAUAUAUUCAAAAAUGGGA